Colletotrichum karsti is the source of this 414-nucleotide messenger RNA. RefSeq lists its product as uncharacterized. The coding region runs from base 1 to 414 and encodes 137 amino acids. Gene Ontology annotation, biological process: DNA integration. NCBI's taxonomy places the organism in Eukaryota, Fungi, Ascomycota, Sordariomycetes, Glomerellales, Glomerellaceae. The record is from RefSeq and is a predicted model, not a curated record. The transcript is spliced from 2 exons. Gene Ontology annotation, molecular function: nucleic acid binding.
AUGACUAAGGUCCACUACGACAGCGUCCUAGUCAUCAUCAACAGACUCACAAAGUACUCAUACUUCAUCCCGUAUAUGGAGUCUAGCACCGCAGAAGACCUCGCCUAUAAGUUUCUGCAGGUGAUUGUUAGCCAACACGGAAUGCCGAAGGAAAUCGUGUCCGACAGAGACAAGUUGUUCACUUCCAAGUUUUGGAGAUCACUGAUCUCGCAGCUGGGAUCUGAUCACAAGAUGUCCACCGCUUUUCAUCCGCAAACCGAUGGCCAGACAGAACGAAUCAAUCAGAUCAUGGAAACCUAUCUACGCUGCUACGUCAACUACCAGCAAGACAACUGGGUGCAAUUGCUACCUAUGGCCCAGUUUGCCUACAACAGCGCACCUAUGGAGAACCACGACAAGGCCCAGCAGCUCUGA